ACUAUGCGAAGAAGGCGCGCCGCGCGUCCGCUGCGUCGCCUGAGAUUGAUGAUGUCGAGGCGGACGAGGCGGGCCAGCCGGAGGGCGAGGACGCCUCCGAGAAGGACAAGGACGCGAGCGAGGGCGAGGAUGACGAGGACGACGAUGAACCCGAGUACGAGAUUGAGAAGAUUAUGAAGGCGAAGAGGGGGUACUUUCAUCCUGGCCGAAUGGCGUACCUGGUCAAGUGGGUAGGGUACUCGGAAGAGCACAACAGCUGGGUCGACGAGCCAGAUGCUGGCAACGCAGAAGACCUCAUCCAGCAGUUCUGGCGCGAGUCAAAGUCCCAGAAGGCGGCCGCUCCUGCGGGCCGCAAGUCCGUCGGCGACAAGCCCGCGCCCAAGAAGAACGGCCGCGUAUCCUCCCUCGCGCGUGAAGAGUCUUCCGACAACGACUCCGCCGCGCCGGCUAAGAAGCGCGGGCGCCCGAGCAAGGGCGGGGCCGUCGCUGCUGCCACCAAGACCAAGGCGAGGGAUGAGGACGAGGACGAGCGCGCGGUGAAGAAGGCGCGCAAGAGCACGACGACGUCGGUGGCGACGAAGAGGGACAAGCUGUCGAAGAAGGCCGACGCGAUGGAUGUGGACGGGGAUGACGACGAAGACGACGGGGAGCCGGAUAAGCCGAUCGGGAGCAUGAAGGAGCACAUGAGCACGCAGUCGUGGGAGUCGCUCGUCAAGGUCGUCGACACCGUCGAGCGCGACGAUGACGGGACGAUCUAUGUGUACUUUACCGUGUACGUUCCGUUCCAUUCAACGUCACGGCUGCUAUUGUCCUCUGCGCUUUCACAGCUGCAAGCGAGUACCUGUUCGGCGCGGUCUUCGCCACGCUCGCCGAGCGCGUGGACUCGGGCUCGCUGUCGGAUGCGGAUGCACGAACCAUCGUAUAGAGAAGCUGUAGAGAUAGAAGCUGUGUAGUAUCAGAAGAAGAAAAAAGAGCAAGGUGCUAUGCAAGGCAGGGGUGACGCUGGACUGGGACACGGGCGCGUGUGUGGUGUGGAUGGAGGAGAAC
This is a messenger RNA of Coniophora puteana RWD-64-598 SS2, 1047 nucleotides long. RefSeq lists its product as uncharacterized. NCBI's taxonomy places the organism in Eukaryota, Fungi, Basidiomycota, Agaricomycetes, Boletales, Coniophoraceae. Bases 174 to 953 code for a protein of 259 amino acids. Gene Ontology annotation, molecular function: chromatin binding. Gene Ontology annotation, biological process: negative regulation of transcription by RNA polymerase II; chromatin organization. The record is from RefSeq and is a predicted model, not a curated record. The transcript is spliced from 3 exons. Gene Ontology annotation, cellular component: pericentric heterochromatin.